Molecule: messenger RNA, 2957 nt
Organism: Xyrauchen texanus (razorback sucker)
Lineage: Eukaryota; Metazoa; Chordata; Actinopteri; Cypriniformes; Catostomidae
Gene: itih3a.1
Product: inter-alpha-trypsin inhibitor heavy chain 3a, tandem duplicate 1
Exons: 22
Coding region: 65-2791 (908 amino acids)
Biological process (GO): hyaluronan metabolic process
Molecular function (GO): serine-type endopeptidase inhibitor activity
Source: RefSeq, a predicted model, not a curated record
GCCAAGAAGCAUACACAAAUUCUUUGAGUUACACAGUUCCAAAAGUCAGUUGAGAGAGUGCACCAUGUCUGCAGGCUGGACUGUGCUGCUAUUCUGCCUGUUUGUAUGCAUUUAUAUUCCAUCAGGGUCUUUUGAGACAUUGGUCAUCUCAAAGGACAAUGAGCAAUGGGACAGCAAUACCAGCAUGAACCGACUCUUAAAGAAGCGAAGUGUGAGCAGAAAUGCUGAGAUAGAGGUGCAAAGUGUGAAAGUGGACUGCAAAGUGACAUCACGUUUUGCCCACUCUGUCAUGACCACUAAAGCUCUUAAUAAGGCUAACGUCUCACAGGAAGUUAUCUUUGAGGUGGAGUUACCCAAGACAUCCUUCAUUACCAACUUCAGCAUGGAGAUUGAUGGCAAAGUGUAUGUAGGUGAGGUGAAGGAAAAAGAAAAGGCUAAGAAGCAGUAUGAGAAGGCUGUGUCAUCUGGAAAGACUGCAGGCUUAGUCCAAGCUUCAGGUAGAAAAAUGGAGAAGUUCUCAGUUUCUGUUAAUGUUGCGGCAACCAGCCAUGUCACAUUUAUUCUUACUCACGAGGAACUUCUUCAACGUCGGUUCGGCAAAUAUGAGCUCAUGAUCGGAGUCAAACCCAAACAGCUGGUCCAACACUUUGAGAUUGUGGUAGAUAUCUAUGAACUUCAGGGCAUCGCAUUUCUGGACGCCUAUGGCACAUUCAUCACCAAUGAGCUGCUACCUCUGGUGGAAAAAACUGUCACUGAGAAAAAGGCCCAUGUGUUCUUCUCUCCAACACUGGAUCAACAAAGAAAGUGCGCUGACUGUGAAGGUACACUCAUCGAUGGAGAUUUCUUCAUCAAGUAUGACGUCAACCAUGCUCAUGACAUUGGUGAUAUCCAGAUUGUAAAUGGAUACUUUGUGCACUUUUUUGCACCUGCCAAUCUUCCACGAGUUCCAAAGAUGGUUGUUUUUGUUAUAGAUGUAAGCGGGUCAAUGUCAGGAAAUAAAAUUGUACAGACAAAAGAGGCACUGCUCACCAUUCUGAGUGAUCUCCCAGAAGAUGACUUCUUUGCAAUCGUCAUCUUUGAAUCCAGAUAUUCUGUAUGGAAGCCACAUUUAACCAAAGCAACACAGGAAAAUGUGCAAGAUGCCAAACAAUUUGUCAAAGGUUUAAAGGCUGGAGGGUCAACAGAAUUGCAUGAUGCUGUCAUACAUGCUGUGGAGAUGCUUGAUGAAGGAAAGCGCAACAGUGCAGCCCAACAGAAUGCAGUUCAAAUGAUCAUUUUGCUGAGUGAUGGCGAACCAGAUACUUGGAAAAAAAGUCUUCCAGAGAUCAUGAAAAGCAUUCAUAAUACCAUUGGUGAGAAGAACAUUACAUUGUUAUCUUUAGCCUUUGGUGUCAACGCAGACUAUGGAUUUUUGGACACUUUGAGCAAGCAGAACAAUGGCAUGGCUCGCAGGAUUUACGAGGACUCGGAUGCUGCACUUCAGCUACAGGGGUUUUAUGAAGAAGUGGCAAGUCCUCUCCUCUCUGAGGUGAAUUUUCACUACCCGGACAACACUGUUAACUCAUUGACAAGAAGCCACUUUAAACAUCUCUUCAAUGGCUCUGAGAUUAUGGUUGCUGGCCGACUUAAUGACCUAGACAUGAACAACUUUCAGAUUGAAGUGUCCGCACAAGGGUUUGAGAAUACAUUUGAAGUGAAAGGUCAGGCAAAUGCUCACAAGUGGGAUACCAUAUUUCCUGAUGAAGAGUAUAUCUUUGGGGACUUCACUGAGCGUCUAUGGGCGUAUCUGACCAUCCAGGAGCUCUUGGAAAAGAAAGAAAAGGGCUCACCAGAUGAGAAAGGAAAUGCCACUGCUGAGGCUUUGAACCUUUCGUUGAAGUACAACUUUGUCACACCGCUUACCUCCAUGGUCGUCACUAAACCUGAAAGUGAUGACUCCUUCAUUGCAGAUAAGUUAACUGAAGAGCAACGAAGACAUUUUCAAAUACAUGGUCAUGUGCCUAUACCAUCUAGAAAUGCCUACAGGGCCCCAGCAGCACCUACAUAUUAUGUUGAUGGAGAUCCACACUUCAUCAUUGAGUUGCCAGAUCAGAAUGAUGCUCUGUGCUUCAACAUUGAUGACAAACCUGGUACCAUAUUCAACCUGGUUAGAGACCCACUUACAGGUAUUGUGGUCAAUGGCCAAACCAUUGGAGACAAGAAGGUAAUUCCGGGGAAAAAAGUGAACACCUAUUUUGGCCGAUUUGGAAUCAUUCAUGAGAUGUUUGGUAUAAGAUUAAUGGUGAGCACUAAGGAGAUCUCAGUGUCUGAGGCAGGAAAACAGGCAAAAUUCUUCUGGACUGAUACUGCCACCAUCAAAGGGCCUAACAUGGAUCUGAAGGUAAUCAAAGAUCGCAGUUUGACAGUGACCUUGAAGAACUCAGUAAGGAUUCUGAUUAUCCUUCACAAAGUGUGGAAGAAACACCCAUAUCACCAAGACUACCUUGGAUUCUAUACCUUGGACAGCCACCUUUUUUCACACAAUGUCCAUGGCCUACUUGGACAGUUCUAUUAUGGGGUUGAGUUUAAGGUGAGUGACCUGUUUCCAGGAGAAGAUCCAGACAAACCAGAUGCCAUCAUGUUUGUGAAGGGACAUGAGCUUGUAGUUACCAGGGGUUGGCAGAGAGAUUUCAGACAGGAUGUGAAGAAUGGAAAAAAUGUGCCUUGCUGGUUCAUUCACAAUAACGGCACAGGACUCCUUGAUGGAGUGCACACAGACUACAUUGUUUCUGGUCUCUUCAAGACUAUCUAAGAAAGGGCCUCUGUAGCCGGACGAAAAGAUUUAAAACAACUGUAAUGAAGCAGAUGAUAAGGCAAAUUUGUGUUUCACUUUAACCAUAACUCUUAGAUCAUUCAUACAAACUUUAAAUGUAAUUUCACUUAAAAAAUAAUAAAAACUGAAGAAGCAUAUGAACAAA